AUGAUUUUUCUCUUAUUAAGCCUCGCCGCAGCAAGCUGUAAGACAUUAAUUAGUAAUCAAGCCAAAUCCAGUUAAAUGACAAAGCUACGAUAAAUCUUCAAACACCUUAACAAUUCAAUGAAAUGCAUAUUCAGGCGGAUCAUCGCCUAUUUACUAUGUUUCUUAUACACAUUCAGGGACGACAUAUUCACUUACUCCCCCCCCCCCUCCGUGAGUGAACAAAAAAAUUUUGUUCACUCACGGAGGGGGGUUAAUUUUUUUUUUUUUUAAAAAAAUUUAUAUAUAAAUUUUAUAAAAAAUAUUUUUUUUUUCGAAAUUUAAAAAAAUCCUAAUUCGCAAAAAUUGGAAAGCAAAUAUUAAUUUAAUUUAUAAAAUUUAUGUUUUAAAAAGCAAUUCAUUUAAAAUUAAACAGAAUUAGCUCUAGAUUUCAUUAUACUAAUUAUCAUUUAUAUAUCAAAUUUUUUUUUCCAUAAAAAAUUUUUUCUAUUAAAAAAAUUUUUGUUCACUCACGGAGGGUGGGUUUUUGGGCAAAAAAUAGCGAUUUUUCUAAUGGUUUUGUUCACUCACGGAGGGGGGGGGAGUUAGCAGCACUUCAUCAACUUCGGCUACUAUACAAUGUAGCAGCACUGAUGGCAGCUUUUUAGACGUUUAUUAUCAAGUGACUGUGACUUCUGGGACUUCACCGACUUCAGACUCAGUUUCUAUGAUGUGCGCUGGAACUCCAGCUGAUGUAGUCAACUUAUCAUACUCGGCUUCCUUAAAUACUGUAACAGUAGCAUGGUCUGCAAACGGUAUUUCGAAUGGAGGGACUCCAAUCUUAGGCUUUAAUGUAUAUAAAAAGACAUCAAGCUGGGCAUUAUUAUCAGCAAUAUCAAAUAUACAUAAAAAUGGUGAUGACAGACCACCCGACCUCUCGACCCUAUUUCUUCAAAACCUGCAGGCAACAACCCAGUGUCGGGGAUUUAGGUGGAAAGGGUCGGUAAUCCUUUAUGUAUGAUCGGGUUGGGUUUUCCUCGGGCCAGGGAGAUAAUUCCUGGACUUAGAGUUUUCCUCCGGUACAACCCAUUGGAAAGGGCAAGGUCGGCCAAUGUCUGAAGGGCAAUAUGACCCUCAGACCCUGAAGACGGUAUUUGCCAACGAGAAACUGGGAGUUUCGACCCAGGUAGUUGGUCCUCAGGCUCCUGAAGCCAAGGAAGUCAAGACUGCUGCGCGAAUGCCUCGUUUGCGGCAACGGGGAAGGGUGCCCGCCGGGAUUCCUCAGGGAUGAUGAGCGUGUAGGGGUGCAAGUCCCGGCUCUUGCAAAAGCGAAUGGCACAAUCUAAUCUAAUCUAAUCUAAUCUAAUCUAAUCUAAUCAGCAAUAUCAAGUCCUACAACAUUUUCUUAUGUGGAUACUGUAAGUUAUUCAACUCAAUAUUAUUAUAAAGUUACAGCUUAUAACUGGGUAGGAGAAUCCCCAGGUGAUAACUCUAUCAGCGUUUUAAUAUCUCAGGUCUCCGAUCCAAGUAAAUCUACCACCACUUAUCCAUCCAGUCCCUCAGCAUUAUAUUCUUUUACCGUAGAAGUCAACAUGAAAGACUCCUCACUCCUCCCCCCCCUCCGUGAGUGAACAAAAAAAUUUUGUUCACUCACGGAGGGGGGUUAAUUGUUUUUUUUAAAAAAAAAUUAUAUAGAAAUUUUAUAGAGAUUUUUUUUUCGAAAUUUUAAAAAAAUCCUAAUUUGCACAAAUUUGAAAGCAAAUAUUAAUUUAAUUUAUAAAAUUUAUGUUUUAGAAAGCAAUUUUUUUAAAAUUAAACAGAAUUAGCUCGAUAUUUCAUUAUAAUUAUUAUCACUUAUAUAUCAAAUUUUUUUUUCCAUAUAAAAAAUUUUUCUAUUAAAAAAAUUUUUGUUCACUCACGGAGGGUGGGUUUUUGGGCAAAAAAUAGCGAUUUUUCUAAUGGUUUUGUUCACUCACGGAGGGGGGGAGUCAGGAAACACUGUGACAAGUCCUUCAACUUUUUUGCUUGAAGUCAGAGAUGUCUGUGAAGUAAAUAAUGGGUAUGAGUGCAUAAGGGUAAGCUCGACAAAUGCAAAUUAUGUGGCUGACUUGAUGGAUGGAUUUGAUUAUUCUUCCUUCACUGAUAAUGGAGAUGGGACGAUGUCAGCAAGUUAUACCCCGCAACUAGCUGGACCUUAUACUGUUUCGGUAAUCCAAUUACAACAAUAUGGGAUUUUAGGAAAUUAUUGGGACAAUGCAUGGUGGUAUUCAAGCCUUGAUAGCUCACAAAUUGAUAAAACUUUAAGUUUCAGCUGAAGUUCAGAUGAGUUUAUUACAUCUUAUGCGUCAAAUUUUGUAAGCGUUAAAUGGUUUGGCUUUAUUUUGCCUUUAUAUUCAGAAACUUAUACAUUUUAUGUGCUGGCAGAUGAUUAUGCGCAGCUUUAUAUUGAUGGAAUAUUAGUUGUGGACGCUUCUUCUAUAUGCUGCAGAGAAUACAAUGGAAAUGCUGCGCUAACAGCGAACUCUUAUGCAUUUAUUCAAAUAAAUUAUAAACAAUUGGAAGGAAAUGCUAAUAUAUGAGUAGGAUGGAGCAGCUAUUCACAAACUAAAGAAACAAUUCCUUCAAGCAAACUUUAUUCCCCUACAAGGGUCAGUGGGUCUUUAUAUACAUUAGAGGUAGGGGUUGGACUUAGUUCUCCUUCUUUAUGUUAUUCUACUACAAUAAGCUCAACUACUGUAGGAGUAAGCAAUCAGCUCAGUCUAUACUCAGUUGAUGCAAAUGGGAAUUUGCUUGAUAACCCAACUGAUGUCUACUCACUGAGUUUUUCGGGUCCUGCAACUGUGAAUUUUAACAGUGUCUAUGGAAGUGCUGGAAAAUCGACGGCAACCUUUAUAUUUAAGUUUAACCUUAAAUAGAUUACUCUUCAAGUCCCGUUCCCAUAUUGCCUCAACUUGGACCAACAGGUCUGAUUAACAGUGAUAGAUAAGUCUAACUGCCGAACUGCUUCUGUCCCCAAUCUCUUACUCCCUCCAUGAGCGAACAAAGCUAUUAGAAAAAUCCCUAUUUUUUGCAUAAAAAACCCAUUCUUCGUGAGUGAACAAAAAAAUUUGAUAUAUAAUUGAUAAUGAGUAUAAUGAAAUCCCUAGUUAAUUUCUGCUUAAUUUUGAACAAAUUGCAUUUUAAAAAAUAUAAAUUUGACAAAUUAUAUUUUCUUUCCAAUUUUAGCGAAUUGGGAUUGUUUUUAAUCUUAAAAAAAAAAUUUUACUAUAAAAAUUUAUAUAAAUUUUAAAUAAAAAAUGAAUCCCCUCCAGGAGCAAACAAAAAUUUUUUGUUCACUCAAGGAGAGGAGCUAGGACCUCUCUUUCUAUCCCAGUCUCAUGUAGAAUGCUUCUCUUCAAGCUGAGACUUUCAGGAAGUCGAUAACUUCUCUCACUAAGCAAGGUUGUAGGACUGUGGUCCUACCCCUAACUGCCAUAAAAUUGCAACUUUUAUACUUACAAAAUCAGGGACUUAUACUGCUACUAUAACAUUAUAUGGGACAUCUAUAAAAACAAGCCCGUUCCAGCUGACUGUAAAUCCAGGUUCCGCAAGUACGGAUACUUCAACAUCCUCUUUGUCAACACUAGCAUCCUCAUCUCUUACAGCAGGAACUGUAUAUACAAUAACUUUUAAUCCGCUUGAUGCUUAUUCCAAUUCAAUAACUUCAAGUGUUUCAGGUAUAAAUUUGGUUAUAAACUUCAUAGACAACAAUUCUUAUCAAAGCUCUUUAGGAGUUUCCCAACCUAGCAACUGGACUACAGUAUACGGGACCAACUAUUCUGGCACAUUUUCAGGAACAAGCAUUACUUUUGUGAUUUAUCGAGCUGGGAACUAUCAAGGAUAUGUCUAUAUAAAUCAAGCUAUAUUAUCAGGAUAUCCUCUAUCCUUAUCCAUCAUUCCUUCUUCGAUAUAUGCACCUUAUUGUGUAGGAGUUUUUUCAACAACUCAAGGAACAGCUGGGACUCAAUUUGCAUUUAGCCUGCAGACAAGAGAUUUGUAUUAUAAUAAUCUUGUUAUCACUAGCAUUUCUUCGUAUACCUUAACAGCUGUAGGACCUUCUACUGCUUCAGGGUCUUUAGUUAACACUGGAAGUGGCACCUUUGAUGCAACUUUUACUAUAAAUACCUCAGGGACUUAUACUCUUUCACUUUUGAUAAAUAGCUUAUAUGUCCCAAAUCUUAGUUCAAUUACUAUCAGCCCUGCCUCUUCAACAAGCUCAACUACCUCUUCAUUUACUUUAUCAUCCACUAGUGUAACAGCCGGAACUACUAUUACUGGGACUAUUUAUGCCCGAGACCAAUAUUCAAAUAUAAGAACUUCUUCAUCUGAUACCUUUACUAUAAGCAUUCUAGGAAAUACAGGGGCAAGUGUGUCAAGCUCUAUUGCAAAUAAUAAUGAUGGGACAUAUACUUUUACGUUUGUUCCAACGGUGGCGGAUACAUACACAGUUACUGUUGAAUUAAGCUCGUCUAGUCUAAGCUCAUCUGGAUCUACAGUUACUGUGUCUAUUUCCUUAAUUUCUGCAUUACAAUCAACAUUCUCUAGCUAUUCUUCACAAGAAGCUGGCACAGCUUAUUUAUAUAUAGCCCCAAAGGAUAAAUAUUCGAAUUCUAUUACAAGCAUUCCAAGCUCUUUGGGUGCUCAAUAUUUUUAUGCAAAUAUACAAGGAUCGCCCAAUACUCAAAUUAAAGCUGCCUAUGAAAACUUCACAAAGCUAAAAGUAGACUUAUCAUUUUUGACUGUAUCUGGAGAUUACUCAAUAUUACUUACACUUGUGCAACAAGGUGGACUUAUAGGGUUUUACUAUAAAGACCAAGCAUUUACUAGCUUGCAAUCAAAUAAUCCUUACUAUAACUUUAAUGGAGCUAGCCCGCAAAAUUAUACAGCAGUAGACUCGCAAAUAAAUUUUGAUUGGAAAAAUUCAGGCCCAAGCUAUUUUUCGACGGCUAUCAUUAAUUUAUUUUCUGUUAAAUGGAUAGGGAGAAUUUAUACAGCUGCGACAGAAACGUUUACAUUUUAUGUCACUUGUGAUUAUCUUAACUUAACUUAUUAAUAGAUAGGCUCUCGCUCUAAUUUUACGCGAAUACAGAGAAUCUCCGAUAAAGAAGAUCCAACCACUUUGCGACUGUGUAUUCCACCAGGGAUGGAAGUGCCUCUUUAUUGCCUUUCGGCUUCAAUGUUGAGUGGGCAGUCUUCUGAUUUGUGCAGCCUUGCUUGAAGAUGUUGGAGUAGAAAAGCAAGGGUUGUCCACACAAAAAUCCUAAAAAAGUGGAAUUUCUGGUCGGCUCUCGGAUAAAAAUGGAAAACACAUAGCCUAGGUGUAAAUCCUGGUUUCACGCUGGAGAAGUGCCCGAUUGGCCUAGGUAUGCCUGUAGACAUUUUUGGGUAGUCCAAUUCCAACUUCCAUGUCACCCUCCCUUGAGGCUAAUUCAUCCUUUAAAUCAGGCUUGGACUAGGCUCUGAUGCAUCAAGAAUUGCUUACCUAGCAUUGUCUGGGAUGGCAAAAAACCUUACAAGAUAUAAUUAAACAUGCACUCGAAGGAAGUCAGCAUAGCCGACCUCGAAGUGCUGGGACGCCAUAUUUAAUUAUAUGUCACUAGUGAUUAUCAAGCUAAGCUUGUUAUAAAUAGCCAAACGUUGCUGAAUAGUAUUGGUUCCACAGUUACUAAUGUCCAGAGUGGCUCAAUUAGUUUAGUAUAUGGGACGUUUUAUGAUAUAGAACUUGAUUAUAUAGCAGGCUCUGGCUCAGAAGUCUAUAUAAAACUUGAAUGGGAGUCCACAAGCAUAACCCGACAAGUAGUUCCUUCAAAUUAUUUAUUUUCUGAUUUAAAUUCUGCAUCAAAUCCUUAUUCGCUUACCAUAAACCCCGCCUCAACUCGUGCAUCAAGCUGCAAAGUCCUUUCAUACCCUGGAGACUCUAGUGGAAUUUCCAAUGCCAAAUCUCAAGUCGCUAAAAACUUUAGAAUUGAAGCCAGAGACAGGUAUAGAAACUUACAAACAACCGCGACUGACGCAUUCUAUGGAAUUGUAACUACAGGGUCUUCACCAAUAUCUUGCACAUUUUCUGCUGAUUCUGCAGGGCUCUACAAAGGUACAUUUACAGCCUCUCCAGCAGGUUCUUAUACCUUGUAUGUGUAUUUGCAAGUAAGCAGCGUCAAUUAUUUUAUUUAUUCAACUUCUGUGACUGUCAUCCCAGGCAAUACAGAUCCUGCUAAAACGAAAGUAACUGGAAUCAGCAAUACAAUAGCUGGACAGGAAGGAAGCUUUUUAGUAACUGCUUAUGAUUCAGCUGGAAACCAUAUUACUUCAGGCUUAGAUACUGUCACUGUCACUAUUUCAAGCUCUCAAAACACAGUCCCAUCCUCACAGAUUCAUGCUACUGACAAUUCUGAUGGCACAUAUUCUGUGACCUAUAUGAUUUAUAUAGCUGACACCUAUACAAUUUCGACCUCUAUGAAUGGUGUUUCAGCUUCCACAAGCUCUACAACAGUUACCCAUACUGACUUAAGCAUAAAGGAUUCUACAAUUUCUGCACCAAGUACUGCAACUCUUAAUAAAGUCCUAAGUGUGGACAUUUAUUUAAACGAUAUAUACGGAAAUGCUGUUAAUCAGACACAAAUCUGAUAUGUUUAUAUGACAAAGGAAGAUAACCCAAAUUUUAACCCUUUAUUUUUUGACGUGACAACUACAAGCUUGAUUGAUGGACAUUUUACAGCAUCUAAGAAUUUUAGUCAAGAUGCAGUUGAUAAGAGUGGAGCUUGUUAUUCAUCGACUCCGCCUUCUGAUUCUACUUGGUGCGAUUUUUCUGGGGAUUUGUCAUUUUAUGCAUUUAUUUUGACUUCAGGAGUGUAUGGCGAAUAUUACGAUACUAUCGAUUUCUCUGGUAGACCUCUAGAGAGCAUUGUGGACUCUUCAAUAAAUUUUGACUGGACAUCACAAACGACAGUGCAAGGUAUUUCUACUAGUAAUUUAGGAGUUAUUUGGAGUGGAUUUCUCCUCCCUAGUACUUCUGAACAAUAUACAUUUACUUUAACUGCACAAGACUGGAGCAGCGUAUAUAUUAGCAAUCAGAAAGAAGUGGAUACGUCCUCGAGUUCAACUUUUCAAUAUACUUUUACUAAAGAUUUUUACUAUGCUUUUAAGCUGGAGUAUUAUUGUUCAAGCGGAUCUGCUAAGAUGCAAAUUCAUUGGAGUUCUACAACUAUAGCAGAUGUAGCCAUACCUUCGUCGGCUUAUUAUCAUUAUCAAGAUAACAUACCUAUUGGAUCAUCAGCAGUGGUUAUCACAGGAGAUUAA
Blepharisma stoltei is the source of this 7311-nucleotide messenger RNA. Lineage: Eukaryota; Ciliophora; Heterotrichea; Heterotrichida; Blepharismidae. The record is from the annotation of a GenBank genome assembly.